Messenger RNA from Cydia splendana, 3381 nucleotides. RefSeq names its product sphingosine-1-phosphate lyase (gene Sply). Gene Ontology annotation, molecular function: sphinganine-1-phosphate aldolase activity; pyridoxal phosphate binding. Bases 254 to 1879 code for a protein of 541 amino acids. Gene Ontology annotation, cellular component: endoplasmic reticulum. NCBI's taxonomy places the organism in Eukaryota, Metazoa, Arthropoda, Insecta, Lepidoptera, Tortricidae. The transcript has 13 exons. Gene Ontology annotation, biological process: sphingolipid catabolic process; carboxylic acid metabolic process. The record is from RefSeq and is a predicted model, not a curated record.
UUUUACAAAUUAUCAUUCAUAGUUAUCAUUCAUUUCCAUUUGUUUAUUAAUCGACCUUUGUUUCAAUUAAAAAUACUUCACCUAUCUUUGUGUACUUUGCAGUUGUUUGUAACGUGCUAAGCAAAUAGUGAUAAUCUGAAUUAUCCGUAAUAUCAUGUAGAUGUAGAUAAGCUCAGUUGACGAGUGAACUGAUUGAGAGAUAGCGGCCUGGGAUCAUUACGAGUGAUAAGAAUUUAUUUAAAUUAAUACAGACAUGAGCGAGCGACCGCAGCCACUGAAGGCCAUAAACAGGCUGUUUGAGGGCCGGGAGCCAUGGCAGAUCGUCACCAUGACCGCCUCCUCGGUGCUCGCUCUAGUUUGGGCACACAGUCUCUACAAUGCACAAGAAUCGGUCACAAGCAGACUUCGCAAGGAGUUCUUCAGAUGGCUGCGAUCAGUGCCGUUCGUGCGGCGCAAGAUAGACGAGAAGAUGGCAGAAAUCAACAGGGACUUCCGGGCUGAUGUUACUAAAAGGCUUGCAGGGUUGACCAUCAGAAGGCAGUUGCCAGAGAAGGGUCUGACUGCAGAGGAGGUGGCUGAAGAAGUCAGGGAUCACCUCACACUGGGUGCUUAUGACUGGAAGAGUGGUACAGUCUCUGGUGCUGUAUACCACUUAAGUCAAGAGAUAGCCAAGGUGGCAACCGACGCAUACUCCUUAACAGCAUACACCAACCCUCUCCACGCCGACGUGUUCCCUGGUAUCAACAAGAUGGAAGCGGAGGUCGUGCGCAUGGCCGCCAAUCUGUUCCACGGGGACGAUGAAUGCUGCGGUACCGUAACCACAGGCGGCACAGAAUCCAUAAUGAUGGCCUGCAAAGCGUUCCGCGACCUGGCCUAUAGCAAAGGCAUCACCAACCCUCAGAUAGUCGUCCCAUCCACGGCACACUCGGCGUUCGACAAGGCCGCUCAGUACCUCGGCCUGGGCGUGGUUACGGUUAAAGUUGACCAGAAGAGUAUGACGGUCAAUGUGGAGGAUGUGAGGAAGGUGAUUGGGCGAAGGACUUGUUUGAUAGUCGGCUCGGCGCCAAACUUCCCCUACGGCACCAUGGACGACAUCAACGCCCUCUCCAACUUGGCCCUGGAAUACGACGUCCCCCUCCACGUAGACGCGUGCCUGGGAGGCUUCGUGGCCGCCUUCAUGCCGGACGCCGGACAUCCGGUGCCCGUGUUCGACUUCCGGCUGCCGGGUGUGGCUAGCAUGUCCGCUGAUACGCAUAAAUACGGGUUCGCGCCGAAAGGAACAUCAGUGGUGUUAUACCGUAGACCAGAAUACAGGCAUUGCCAAUACACCGUCACCACGGAAUGGCCGGGAGGAGUGUAUGGCUCGCCUACUGUCAACGGCAGUAGAGCAGGAGGGCUAAUCGCAGCUUGUUGGGCUACCAUGAUGUUCGUGGGACGAGCCCGAUACGUUACAAUGACGGACGAGAUCCUGCGAGUCACUAAAUAUAUCGAGGCUGAAUUACGGUCAGUAGAAGGCAUAUUCAUCUUCGGCAAGCCAGCGACGACGGUGGUCGCGUUCGGCUCGGACAAGUUCGACAUUUUCAAAAUGGCCGAGCUGCUGCACAAGAAGGGUUGGAGUCUCAACGCUCUGCAGUUUCCUUCCGGGAUCCACAUUUGCGUGACGCACGCGCACACGCAAGCCGGGGUGGCGGAGCGUUUCGUAAGCGACGUGCGGGAGACCGCCAACACAUGUCUUCAGGCUUCCACCGGCCCCGUGGAAGGAAAGAUGGCGAUCUACGGCGUCGCACAGGAGAUCUCCGAUCGCAGCCUCGUCUCCGACAUCACCAAAUACUUCAUCGAUUCCAUGUACUAUCUACCCACGGCAGAAGACAAACUAUAACUCGUUUAAACUCCAAUUUUUACCCGUUGUCUAGUUACCAAUCUUAACUUCCAAGAUUCGAGAGUUGCGGCCGUAUGUUUUUUAGGGUUCCGUACCCAAAGGGUAAAAACAGGACCCUAUUACUAAGACUCCGCUGUCCGUCUACGUCUGUCUGUCAUUAGGCUGUAUCUCAUGAACCGUGACAGUUGAUAUUUUCACAGAUGAUGUAUUUCUAUUGCCGCUAUGUAACAAAUACUAAAAAGUACGGAACCCUCGGUAGGCGAGUCCGACUCACAGUUGUACGGUUUUUUUAUAUAUAUUUUUGCGAAAAAAUGCCUUAAGCGCAAAUAUUUUAUCAAAGUGUCGGUUGGGUUUUAAGCUGUGUUGCCAUAUAAAAAGGAAAGACUUAAUUUUUCAUAUUUUAUAGCACAAGUUGUCUAAACAUAAAUUAUAAAUUCUACUUAUAAUACGAUUUUUAUUUAUAUAAUUGUAUUGACUUUUUGUAACAUUCCUAUUUUUUGUCAAGGACUAUUGAGAUCAAUACGCAUACCUAGUUGAAUAAGGGAUGACUUUUGUUUAUAGAUAUCACUUUAAGGUGACAUUAUUCGUACCUAAAUGUAAUGUGUACUUAAUUUUCUUUUCAUUACCUGUACGGAUAUGAUGGUCGUUCUAUGUCUACGUGACAGCGUGAUAAAACGGUGUCCGUCACUUUCCAUCCCGCGCAACAGCUUUUAACAAAAAGGUGACAGUUAUUUUAUCACGUGGAUGAAACCAUCCAUAAUAGGCCGGCAGGUCAAUCGGCCCCAUUCGAACUUUAAGAUCAAAUAUUACGUCUAGAUACGAUAUGGAUUAGAUAUGUCAGUGUCAAAAGUGACGUUUUUUCAAAUAAAAGCGUAAUAUUUGACGUAUCAUAAAGUUCAAAUCGGGCCGAAUAUCGGCCUUUAAAUCAUUUAAUUUUUAACGAAGUAUAUUAACCAUUUUGAUUGUAAUUCAGGCUAUGUUGUACCUAACAUAUUAUACAUAUAAAGAUACCAUUGUCUAAUGUCUACAACAACACCAUUAAAUCUUGUAAAGGCAUGUCCAGAUAAGAGUGCAGUAGCAGUUUCGUACUUGUAGGUGUACCUUUAAGUGUGAAAAGUCAAGGAUUGUGCCAAGAAUGUCUAUGACAAUGUGACAAAUCACUUAUGUUAUUACAAAGGCAAAUCAAAUUAUAUUUUAUUUUUUACUAACCUUCGAAACUAAAGGUUUAUAUUAUUAGAUAGAUUUAGGUAUAUCACUAAAAGUCAUAAAUAAUCUCGGUGUUAGACUGCGACUACGACGUCUAAUGAUAUGAUAUGACUUUAAUAAAAAAACAUACUUAAUUAUUUUUCUGAAAUUUUGUCAAUUCGAGAAUUAUGUGUAUGAUUUGUAUCUAAUCAACAAAAUAAAGGAUACAAAUUACGAAUUAAAUCAAAAAUAAAGCUUACAAAUAAAAAUUAAAACUAAAACUUUUUAAAAACAAACCGCUACUUGCUGUAUUUGUA